Molecule: messenger RNA, 218 nt
Organism: Symbiodinium sp. CCMP2456
Lineage: Eukaryota; Dinophyceae; Suessiales; Symbiodiniaceae
Source: the annotation of a GenBank genome assembly
GCGUUCCGCAGCUUUCUCCGGGUGAUGAGUUUGCCGCGCUCUCCACGAAUGGAUGCUAUCGCGCCUGCGAUCACCUCAUCCUGGGCACGGUGAGCAAUUGGGCAGGCUCCGCAUUCGAAGCAGCGGCAGAGGUCCUCUACCCGCUGGUGCCCAAAAAGCCGAGAGAAGGCAGCUGGACACCUGCAGACCUGGAGGAGAAGCUCCUUCGAAGCAUCAUG